AUGUUACCUAUUGCGGGACGUUGGUUUGCAAUUCGUUCAAAUUUUAUUAAAUUUUUUGCUAUUCGAAGAAACGGAAUUACUACUGAGAUUAAAGAAAACAUCCGAAUGAUUGAGAAAAAACCUUUAGCGAGCCAUGAAUCUCAAAGAAAGUUUGAAAUACGAUGUCCAAGAGGUAUAUCUCUAGGUACACGUGACUAUGGACCUCAAGAUAUGGCAUUACGAAAACAAGUGUUAGAUGUAAUUACGGAAUGCUUUAAACGCCAUGGUGCCGUUACCAUUGAUACACCGGUAUUCGAGUUACGCGAUAUAUUGCUAGGAAAAUAUGGUGAAGAAGGUGGAAAACUGAUUUAUGAUUUGUCCGAUCAAGGUGGUGAGCUUCUCAGUCUGCGUUACGAUCUCACGGUACCCUUUGCUCGUUAUCUUGCUAUGAAUAAAACUGUGAUGUAUCUAAAACGGUAUCAUAUUGGAAAGGUUUAUAGAAGAGACAACCCCUCCAGAGGACGUUUUCGAGAAUUUUACCAAUGCGAUUUUGAUAUUGCUGGUUCAUACGACUUGAUGAUUCCGGAAGCUGAAUUAUUAAGAAUUAUUAAUGAGAUACUGAGUGCACUAAAUGUUGGUACAUUUGAAAUCAAAGUAAACCAUAAACUACUACUUGAUGGCAUGUUUGCUGUUUGUGGUGUACCAGAAAAGCACUUCAAAGCGGUGUGUUCCUCGAUCGAUAAGUUAGACAAGCUUCCGUGGGAAGAUAUUAGAAAUGAAUUAUGCAGUGAGAAGUAUAUCCAUAAUGACGUUGUCAACAAAUUGGAGACAUUUGUACGUUUACGGGAACAUGAUAGUAGCUUAACAAAUUUGGAUUUAUUAAACUGGUUCGAGAAAGAUGAAGCGACAUCGAAAAAUAAUGAUAUACAAAAAGCGGUAUCUGAAAUGAAGCAACUUUUGGAAUACUGUGAAAUUUUUGGUAUUCUUUCGAAUGUUACCAUUGAGCCGUCAUUGGCACGAGGUCUCGAUUAUUACACGGGAGCAAUUUUUGAAGUUAUUUUGAAGGAUUCUACCGAAAAAACACUCAUGCAAAAUGGUAAUGCCGAAGAAGAGACCCGAGGCAUCAAUAUAGGUUCAGUUGCUGGUGGUGGUCGUUACGACAAUUUAGUAUCAAUGUUUUUAUCGAAACAUAAAGUACCUUGUGUAGGAAUAUCGAUUGGGAUUGAAAGACUUUUUACGAUUAUGAAGGAAAAAUCAAAA
Acanthocheilonema viteae is the source of this 1239-nucleotide messenger RNA. Lineage: Eukaryota; Metazoa; Nematoda; Chromadorea; Rhabditida; Onchocercidae. The record is from the annotation of a GenBank genome assembly.